Molecule: messenger RNA, 1833 nt
Organism: Knipowitschia caucasica
Lineage: Eukaryota; Metazoa; Chordata; Actinopteri; Gobiiformes; Gobiidae
Source: the annotation of a GenBank genome assembly
AUGUGGUGGUGGGUCCUGGGUGUGCUGAGCUGCCUCCUGCUGGCUGGAGUGGUCCUCUUCUUCAUCACCACCGGGCGACGUUACAAAGUCUUCAGUGAGAAAUGUCUGAGGCCUCCAGGAGCUCUGGUCAUCGACAGCAAGCAGAGGGACGAGCGGCUCAAGAGGGGUUUCCGAGUCGAACGGGUGCCGCCCUCCCUGGAUGCCAUUGUGAUUGGCAGUGGAGUGGGGGGGCUGACGGCGGCUGCUCUACUGGCCAAAGCUGGGAAGAGAGUGGUGGUUUUGGAGCAGCAUGACCAGGCUGGGGGCUGCACCCACACCUUUGAGAACAAGGGCUUUGAGUUUGAUGUUGGAAUCCACUACCUGGGCCAGCUCCACCAGAACAGUUUGCUGAAAGUGGCUCUGGACCAGAUCACAGACGGACAGCUGCAGUUCCAACGACUGGAGCAGCACUUUGACACUCUGAUCCUGGGUCAGGCUGAGGAGCGCAGGGAAUACCACAUUCAUGCUGGAAAAACUGAGAUGGCAGAAAGUUUGAAGAAACAGUUCCCUGGAGAGGAAAAGGCAAUUGAUGAGUUCAUGAGACUCAUGAAGUUGGCCUCAAAAAGAACUCCUUUAAUUGCCAUACUCAAAAUAAUUCCAUACUGGUUGGUAAAGUUCCUUGUUCAGACUGGCCUACUGGACCGUAUUUCAUCUGUGUUCAGUCUUGCAACAACCAACCACUCGGAACUCAUGUCAAAGCUCACACAAAACAAAGACUUACAAACUCUCUCUGCAUAUCUCUUUUAUGGUGUCCCUCCAAAAGACUCCAGUUUUCUCAUUAAUGCUCUCCUGCUUCAUCACUACAAGCGUGGUGCGUACUAUCCACGAGGCGGGUCCAGUGAGUUUGCCUUCAACAUCAUCCCUGUCAUUCAGCGGUCAGGGGGAGCAGUGCUUGUCAGAGCCCCUGUGCACCGCGUCCUGAUCAACAACCAAGAAAAAACCUAUGGUGUAACAGUACUCAAAGGCAAAGAAGAGAUAGAGAUCCAUGCGCCUGUUGUAAUUUCCAAUGCUGGAAUCUUUAACACGUUCCAGAAGUUUUUACCGAAGCACAUUCAAGAGAAACCAGAAAUAGAGUCAUUGCUUGGAAUGGUGCGGCAUGGAAUGGGUUCCUUCUUGACCUUCGUUGGUUUGGAUGGAACAAAAGAAGAGCUGGGAAUUGUAUCCACCAACUUUUGGAUGUAUAAAGACAACAACUUGGAUGAAUUGAUGGAGCGGUAUUCUUCUCUAAGCCGUGACGAGGUCCUAGGCAACAUCCCUAUGAUGUUUAUCACAUUCCCAUCUGCCAAAGACCCCACAUCCAACAUUCGACAUCCAGGCAAAUCCUGCAUGACACUGUUAACCAUGGCUCGAUAUGAGUGGUUUGAAGAAUGGAAAGACACGAGGCUGGGUAAAAGAGGGCAAGACUAUCAGGAUCUAAAAAACAGCAUGGCACAGGAACUGCUAAACUGGGCAUUAACUAUAUUUCCUCAGCUGAAAGACAAGGUGGUGAUGGUUGACGCCGCCACCCCUCUCACUAAUGUGCAUUAUCUGGGCGCCCCGAGAGGAGAGAUGUACGGAGCUGAGCACAACCUGGAGCGUUUCAGCCCAAACACUGUGGCCAGAACUAGACCCCAGACCCCAGUGGAGGGCCUCUACCUGACAGGUCAGGAUGUCUUCUGUAACGGCAUGGCUGGUGCUCUUCACGGGGGACUCCUCUGUGCUUCAGCCGUUCUUAACCAGAUCCUCUACAUCGAUCUUUUGGCCCUGAAAACCCGCCUCAAACAGGAGCAAGCCAAUAAGAAACCAAUAAAAUAG